AUGCGGCUCCCCGCCGCGCAGGACCCCCGCUCGAGCCGGCCGGGGCCCCGCUCGCCCGCUGACGGCCCCGCGGGCCGCUCCCGGGCCACCAUGGAGCCGGCGGCCAACGCCACCAACGCUUCGGAGGCGGCGGCGGCGGCGGCGGCGGCGGGGCUGGGGGAGGCGUGGGUGGCCGGGCUGGGCAUGGUCAUGUCCGUCAUCGUCCUGGCCAUCGUCUUCGGCAACGUCCUGGUCAUCACGGCCAUCGCCAGGUUCCAGCGGCUGCAGACGGUCACCAACUACUUCAUCACGUCGCUGGCCUGCGCCGACCUGGUCAUGGGGCUGGCCGUGGUGCCCUUCGGGGCCAGCCACAUCCUGAUGGACAUGUGGCAGUUCGGGAACUUCUGGUGCGAGUUCUGGACCUCCAUCGACGUGCUGUGCGUCACGGCCAGCAUCGAGACCCUGUGCGUCAUCGCCGUGGACCGCUACUUCGCCAUCACGUCCCCCUUCAAGUACCAGAGCCUGCUGACCAAGAACAAGGCCCGGGGGGUCAUCCUGGUGGUGUGGGUGGUGUCGGCCCUCACCUCCUUCCUGCCCAUCCAGAUGCACUGGUACCGGGCCGACCACGCCGAGGCCAGGCGCUGCUACGAGGAGGACACGUGCUGCGACUUCUUCACCAACCAGGCCUACGCCGUGGCCUCGUCCAUCAUCUCCUUCUACCUGCCGCUGGUGGUGAUGAUUUUCGUCUACUCGCGGGUCUUCCAGGUGGCCCGGAAGCAGCUGCGGAAGAUCGACCGGUCCGAAGGCCGCUUCCACGUGCAGAACAGCGGCCAGCAGGCGGACCGGCCCGGCCGCUCGGGCGCCCGCCGGACCUCCAAGUUCUGCCUCAAGGAGCACAAGGCCCUCAAGACGCUGGGCAUCAUCAUGGGCACCUUCACCCUGUGCUGGCUGCCCUUCUUCAUCGUCAACAUCGUGCACGUCAUCCAGGAUGAGGUCAUCCCCAAAUACGUGUACAUCCUUCUCAACUGGGUGGGUUACGUCAACUCCGCCUUCAAUCCGCUCAUCUACUGCCGGAGCCCGGAUUUCAGGUACGCCUUCCAGGAACUCCUGUGCCUCCGGAAGGCCUCCUCCAAGAUGUAUGUCAACGGCUACUCCACCAACAGCAACGGGAGGAGCGACCCCGCGGGGGAGCAGAACGGCUACCCCCUCGGGCGGGAGGAGGAGGAGGAGGAGGAGGAGGAGGAGGAGGAGGAGCGGGAGCGGGAGGAGGAGCAGCAGCGACGGGACAGUGAGCGGCUCUGCGGGACCCCCCCCAACUCCGCGGGCUUUUUGAACUGUAAAGAGACGCCUGGCCGCCCUGGGACUGUGGAAAGCUGAAACGGUCUUCGAGUCUCUUCCUGACCCCUCUCGGCUCAGGGCUCCAGAGGGAGACCCCCCCCGCCCCGGCCCAGGCGACGGGGGACGCGGCCAAAGUGGUGACCAAAGUGGAGGGAUGACGGACGGCGAGCCGGUCAAGGUCCCCGGCCGGUCCUCCCCACAUCCCGACGCGGAGGGGUGGACGGAGGAAGGGAGGCCCUUCGGGGUCGCGCCAGGGCCCUGGAGCAUCCCUCCUCCACACCUCAGGGGCCAGUGGUCCGGCCUGGGAGCUGACCUUGGGGUUCGCACAAAGGCUCCCAGCGGAGGAACUCGCUGACCUUUGGGGGGGGCGGUUGGGAUGGACGGCGGUUCUGCACCCGGAGAGACCCCGCACUCGAACCCA
Molecule: messenger RNA, 1738 nt
Organism: Ornithorhynchus anatinus (platypus)
Lineage: Eukaryota; Metazoa; Chordata; Mammalia; Monotremata; Ornithorhynchidae
Gene: ADRB2
Product: adrenoceptor beta 2
Exons: 2
Coding region: 1-1356 (451 amino acids)
Biological process (GO): norepinephrine-epinephrine-mediated vasodilation involved in regulation of systemic arterial blood pressure; adenylate cyclase-activating adrenergic receptor signaling pathway; negative regulation of smooth muscle contraction
Cellular component (GO): membrane
Molecular function (GO): norepinephrine binding; beta2-adrenergic receptor activity
Source: RefSeq, a predicted model, not a curated record